This is a messenger RNA of Vicia villosa (hairy vetch), 477 nucleotides long. RefSeq lists its product as uncharacterized. The record is from RefSeq and is a predicted model, not a curated record. Lineage: Eukaryota; Viridiplantae; Streptophyta; Magnoliopsida; Fabales; Fabaceae. The coding region runs from base 1 to 477 and encodes 158 amino acids. The transcript has a single exon. Gene Ontology annotation, molecular function: DNA-binding transcription factor activity, RNA polymerase II-specific.
AUGGUGCAUCCCGACCUGUUUCCCAAAUCUAUUUCGGACAAGGUGAAUGAUGAUGCUAAGUCGGAUGAGGUGAAGGACGAUGUUAAAAUGCUUGUUGUUGAGAUAGAAGUUCGGCAACAAUUUACAAAUGAUAAAGUUUUCAAUGCUCGUCAACAUAUGCUUGAAUGGGUCCGAAUGGAAGCUAACGAAUUCGGGUUUGGCGUUGUGAUUGGAAGAUCCGACAAUGACACUAGUAGAAUGCAUGCAUUUGUAACGAUGAGAUGCGAGAGAGGUGGAAAAUAUGUUUCAAAAAUUUGGAUGUCAAAACAUGAUGACACCAAAUUGACAAAAUGUAAGUGCCCGUUUAAAUUGCGCGAAUCAACUAGGGUGGAUGAUACAUGGCAGUUUAGUGUUAUUUCAGGUAAACAUAAUCAUUCGUUGGAAACCAAGCUACAAGGUCAUCCAAUUAUAGGUCGACUUAAGUCGGAGGAGAAAUAA